This is a messenger RNA of Penicillium macrosclerotiorum, 4566 nucleotides long. RefSeq names its product CORVET complex membrane-binding subunit VPS8. The record is from RefSeq and is a predicted model, not a curated record. The transcript is spliced from 4 exons. NCBI's taxonomy places the organism in Eukaryota, Fungi, Ascomycota, Eurotiomycetes, Eurotiales, Aspergillaceae. Gene Ontology annotation, molecular function: protein binding. Gene Ontology annotation, cellular component: HOPS complex; late endosome. The coding region runs from base 1 to 4566 and encodes 1521 amino acids. Gene Ontology annotation, biological process: protein targeting to vacuole; endosomal vesicle fusion.
AUGGCUGAGGGCAGUGAGGGCAGGGAACGAGAGGAUGAGCUUGACCUGGGCCAGGCAGACGGUGACUCUCCACAACCCGAAUAUGGCGCUGCCCUCGACGAUGACCGGCCCGGGCCUUCCCCGCAGGAGCUCGUCGAACCGGAGGAGGAAUUGGAUACAAUAGACAACAGUGCGCAGGAUCGGGUAUCCCAGAAACCCCCCAUAACAGACGGUCUUCAGCUUCCCCAGACCCCGCAGCCGCGGCGCACUCAGUCGAAUGCAAUCCCGGGUAGCGUGGAUGAGACGCUUUCCACCCCCGACGAUACCCCGUCUCUCCAUGACUCGGUUCAUUCAUCCCAGGGCAGCAGUGCUCUCGCGCUCCGUGGCUCUCCGCGAGUAAGCCCCAGCCCAGCCCACCGUCCGUUUGACCUCCGCUUCCAAUCUCGGCUGUCCUCCUCACCUCUAAGUGCAUCACGCUCCGGCUCGCCGUUCCUAGCACAAUUACAUUCUCGACAGUCAUCUAUCACAAGCCAAGUAUCGCCAACCCCGGAGUCAGACAAUGAACCGCCUCAAAGCCCAUGGGAUGUUGUGCGAUGGACGAAGCUGCGAAAGAUUACCGGACAGGCGUUCUCGGAGAUUGGGAGGCGCAAUUUUGGGCGACCGACAUGCCUCGCGGUUUCUACCACAAUUGUGAUGGGCACGUCGAAAGGAAUCAUUUUAGUCUUCGACUAUCAGCAGAGCCUCAAGACGAUUAUCGGAACAGGGACAAAGGCUGUUGAAUGCGGCCCAGUCACAUCUUUGGCACUAUCAGCUGAUCACUCGACUGUCGCCGGAGGCCAUGAGUCGGGCGAUAUUUUCACGUGGGAAAUCUCGCGGUCGGCCCGGCCUUUUCUUCAUAUCCCCCCGAUCCCUGCAAAUCAAGUUGAAACGCGAACAUUCGAUGGCCAUAUUGCCGGCUCUUCCGUAAUCCAUGUCGGGUUCCUAGGCACCCGACGGACGGCGGUUGUUUCGGCUGAUACGCGGGGGAUGGCAUUUUCACAUUUGGCAACACGAGGCAUGGGGGCAGUAGGGCGAACGGUGAAGACAACUCGUAUAUUGGGUCGGUAUCCGCAGAAUGCCCCGGAAGAGAUUCGCCGUCGAAAACCUAGCUCUGUGCUCGCUUUCUCCCCCCUCCCACUUGGUAAUGUGGAGCAGCCGUCUGAUUCACUCGGGCUCGUCGCCAUGUUGACACCCUAUCUCCUCGUGAUUGUGUCCACGACCCCUGUUGCCCAAACCCAGCAUAAAGCGCCUCGCCCGAAGGAAGUUCCGGCCCACAGCGCCAUGACAGGUGCAUUGGCUUGGUUCCCGGCAAUACGGCUGAAGGGAAAAGACAGCCAAACAUCCAACACCAAACUUGUCUAUUGCUGGUCCAACGUUCUAACUGUGUCAGACGUGUCAGAAGCAGAGACAGACGAGCCCGUGGAUAGAGAUCGUCCACCCAGCCUUGUUUUCAGAGCACGCAGUAGAUGGAAGGCUGAUGAAGCUAUUGUGGCCGUUCAAUGGCUUAGUCGCUCCGUUCUUGCGGUGUUCACAAUAACGCAACGACUACUCAUUCUUGAGGACUAUACCAUGCGUGUCACGGAAUCAAUUGACCUUGCCAACCGACAUAUCUAUCAUACAGAUCUCUUCUCUUCACAACUUCACAACUUGGUGGAACAACUUGAUGAAGAAGAUACCUCCAUGCAUGGCGUCGUUGCGGACGCAUUUUAUAUGAGUUUCCGUGCUUAUAAAGGGCGUCUGUUCUUGCUCGGCUAUAAUGAGACCCUAGUCGGCAGCCUUUCCAAUUGGGCUGACCGACUCCUCGCACUAAUGGAGGCCGGUGAUUUUAUUGGUGCCAUUCGAUUGGCAACAUCCUACUACACGGGUACCGCAGAGAAGCUUACAGUUGGUCUUCCAGACGAAGACGUAUUAAGACGACCAAUUGUUCAGGAGAAGCUUCUGGAGAUGAUCUCCGCGUCUCUAAAGUAUGCGUUCGGCCGCAAUGUUGAAGCGAGCAAUGGACAGCUAGAGAACCAGCAGCUCGAAGAACUCGCCGAAGUAUCUGUCGCCGCCUGUAUCUAUAUGACAGAUGAAGAAUUUCUCUGGGAGGAAGUCUUCAACUGGUAUGAAGAGCAUGAUUCAGCCGGAAUUUUCCUCGACGUGCUUGAGCCUCGUAUCGUUGAUGGAACUAUUCGUUCUCUGCCCCCGACGGCGGUCAAAGCACUCAUCAACCACUUCAUUACGACUCAUUCAGCUGGCUACCUUGAAGAGAUCAUCUGUCUGCUCGAUACGAGUACAAUGGACAUUGAUCAAGUCACAACGCUAUGCAAACAACACAAUCUUUACGAUGCGUACAUAUAUGUUUGGAACCGCUGCUUAAUGGACUAUGUGAGCCCACUGGAGGAACUCCUCUGUCAAAUUCCCCCGCAAACGGAGGAUCCGCUGGCCAACGGCAACUAUGCUAUUGGAAUGAAAAGGUACACCAAUGCGAUGAAAAUAUUCCCUUACUUAUCAUUCAUCCUGACGGGCCGAGUCUAUCCCACUGGAGAGGCCAUGGACGAAGCUGAAGGGGCGCGUGCAAAAACUGCCUUGUACCAAUAUAUCUUCUUGAGCCAGCUGUCAAGUCCAGAACCGGCCAAUAUGUCGUCCAACGGCGAUGCCGGGUUAUUUUCGCAGCUGCGGGCCAUGCUCAAGUUCGACGCCUCAAGUUUCAUGAGCAUGCUCAAUGAAGCUUUUGAGGACAGCUUCCUGAAUGAAUCUGAAACCGAAGAGUUUCCCUCUGCGGCUGUGUCGAUAAAUCGGCAAUAUUUGAUUAGCAUUUUGCUCCAGGUCAUGGAGUCGCCGUUUUUCACACCCUCCGAUACCAUUUACUUGGACAUAAUCUUGAAGUCGACGUACCGCUCUGAGAAGCAGUAUCCUCAGUGGAUUUUGACAUUUCUCGAUGAUCCGAAUGAUAAGCAGGCCAUUUUUACCGCGCUAAACGACUGUCUUCGCUCAGGAUCAGGGCUUGGGAAGAAGCAGCGAAGGGACGUGAUUGACGUCGUCAAACAGCAUGCUCGAGACAUUGUCAUUAUUGAUGUCCAGCGGGCCGCUCAAAUUAUGCAAGAUCUGGCCCCUGACACCCACGGGACAUUCCUGAAGGUGUUAGAAGGGGAUAGCUUCAAUCAAUACCAGUAUCUCUUGGUUCUUGUUGAACCACAUACACAGGUCGGCGAAAGUCGAUCUCUUUCGCCUGUUGAGAAUUGGAUGAUUGAACGCUACGUGCAGCUUCUUUGCAAAUACAAUCCGUCCCAUGUCGCAGAUUUCGUUGAUGGCCUGCGAGUUGGGGAUAUUCACCUUGCGGAACUGCUUCCUGCUAUCGAAGAGAGUGGAGCGAUCGAUGCUGCUGUGAUUCUUCUUGCCCGCCAGGGCCAAGUCCAGCCUGCCUUGGACCGCCUUGUAGCGCACUUGAGUACCCUUGAAUCCGGGUUGAUCGGUAUUCUCCAGAGCAUGAGAGAGACCCCCGAUACAGCCAGUACGGCGGAGGCAAUCGAUGAUCUUCUCGAAUCUCUGAAUAAGUAUGCUGGAGUCGGUACCUGGCUUUGCCAGGGCCAAACAAAGACCGCCAAGCAAUCGCGAACAAUGACACAUGGGCAACGCGAUGGGCUUCCUCUUGGACAGUCCUUGGCCUUUGAUGAGAGUCUCUGGCUGAGCCUCAUUGAGGCGGUUGUCCGUAUUGCGAGCAAUGUCUUUGCCUUCAUGCGAGACCACUUCCAGGACCCUGAGUCAAUCCAGUCGGCCAAUAUUCUCGGUGGAGAUGCGGGUCGGUUGACCAGCUCCUUCCGGAUGCUGGUCCAGCAGAUGUUCACUUCACUAUUAGCCAGUACUGUGAAAGGAGGCAGACCGUCCAGCAGCGAACGCACCGAUCUAUCCUUCCUCCGCAUCCUGCGAGCAUUCCUCAGCCGCGCCGCAACUUGGUCCCCCUCUCUUCUAGAACUGCGGGCUGUGCUGGCCUCUAUCUUCUCCGCAUACUCCUACGAGAAGUCGCUAUUGACCCUAGCCAACGGUAUGCUAGACCGCGACCUGUUCGUGCAUGUGGACGAAGUCACCCGGCUGCGGCAGCACGGAUGGCGGCCCCGCGGGCAGGUCUGCAAGGUCUGUCGGCGGCGCAUCUGGGGUCCCAACGUGGGCUCUGCACUCUGGGACGCAUGGGAGGAGAAGCAGACAGAUGCGCACCACCGUCGCAUUGCUAAGCGAGUUGCAGAGAGCUAUGACCCGGCGACGGAGCGAGGCAAAGGCAAAGCGGCGGCCGUGGGUGCGGGUCAGCCGCUGCAUCUGCUCGCUGAGCAUACCAGACCGAACCCAGCUGACCACGAGCUGGAUGACGACCUCUCAGGGGUCAGGGCUGGCGGGGCGGAGGCACCUCCUCCCUCUGAGCCUGUCGUCGUAUUCUCUUGUCGACAUUUGUAUCAUCGGCAGUGCGUUCUCGAUGCGACCAGCGGCCUGACCCGACCCGCCCACGGCCCUGAGUUCCGCCGUGAGCAUUCCGACUGGUCCGUGACCGAACUUUUCUGUCCGGCAUGUACAUAG